This is a messenger RNA of Galeopterus variegatus (Sunda flying lemur), 597 nucleotides long. It is a transcript of the gene PYY, whose product is annotated as peptide YY. Lineage: Eukaryota; Metazoa; Chordata; Mammalia; Dermoptera; Cynocephalidae. Gene Ontology annotation, cellular component: extracellular region. The record is from RefSeq and is a predicted model, not a curated record. Gene Ontology annotation, biological process: neuropeptide signaling pathway; feeding behavior. Gene Ontology annotation, molecular function: neuropeptide Y receptor binding; neuropeptide hormone activity. The transcript is spliced from 4 exons. The coding region runs from base 99 to 386 and encodes 95 amino acids.
CCGCAGGGAAGGCUCUGAGCAUUGGAGGCCACAGCCCGACCUGCAGCAGUCCCAAUCGCCUUCCACCUCCUGCUCAUCUCGCUUUGGGAGCUGUCACUAUGGUGACGAUGCGCAGGCCGUGGCCCGCCAUGGCCGCAGUGCUUCUGGCCCUGCUCGUCUGUCUGGGGGCCCUGGGCGACGCCUACCCAACCAAACCCGAGGCUCCUGGUGAAGACGCCUCCCCGGAGGAGCUGAGCCGCUACUACGCCUCGCUGCGCCACUACCUCAACCUGGUCACCCGGCAGCGGUAUGGGAAACGCUACAGCCCGGAAGCGCUCCUCUCAGAACUGCUCCCCGACGGCCAGGACCGCCCCGUCAAGUCGCGGUCGGAAGGCGCCUACGUGUAGUGUCGGCCUCGAGGCCUCCCGGGAGACCCGCGAACCGCACCAGCCUCAUCUGCACAUUUGCUCCUGCCCGGAACCCGCAGUCCUCGCCCGGACGCCUGAGGGCUCGGGCUGGGGCCCUCCGUCCAUGUCUCGGAGCCCCCGCCCCCUGGGCUGGAGGGCUGUGUGUGAUCCUCCCCGGUCCCCAAAUAAAAAGCAGAUUCACAGACACGGA